Vidua chalybeata is the source of this 1966-nucleotide messenger RNA. Its product is annotated as acyl-coenzyme A synthetase ACSM4, mitochondrial-like. Gene Ontology annotation, cellular component: mitochondrial matrix. NCBI's taxonomy places the organism in Eukaryota, Metazoa, Chordata, Aves, Passeriformes, Viduidae. The record is from RefSeq and is a predicted model, not a curated record. Gene Ontology annotation, biological process: fatty acid biosynthetic process; acyl-CoA metabolic process. Bases 1 to 1743 code for a protein of 580 amino acids. Gene Ontology annotation, molecular function: fatty-acyl-CoA synthase activity; fatty acid ligase activity. The transcript has 13 exons.
AUGAAGCUGCUGUUGAAGUUACAGAAUCUAAAACUCUUGUGGACUCUGAAGCCUCCUAAUAGGACUUUCCAUGGACAUCCCAGGCUGCUUUCCUCUGAUGUAUAUUCCCAGUAUGAGUCCAUCAGACAGGGCAAACAGGAAAUACCAAAGUACUUUAACUUUGCAAGUGAUGUACUGGACAAAUGGUCUGAGAUUGAAAAGGCUGGAAAGAGACCAUCAAACCCUGCUUUCUGGUGGAUAAAUGGCGAAGGAGAAGAAGUGAAGUGGAGCUUUGAGGAGCUGGGGUUCCUGUCUCGGAAAGUGGCCAAUGUACUGACUAAAGAAUGUGGACUGCAGAAGGGAGACAGGCUUAUCCUGAUCCUACCACGAAUUCCAGAAUGGUGGCUGGUCAAGGUGGCUUGUAUGCGAGCAGGAAUUGUCAUAAUCCCAGGAACGUCCCAAUUAUCUGCCAAAGACAUACUGUACCGACUCCAGGCAUCAAAGGCUAAGUGCAUCAUUACCACUGACAAACUGGCUCCUGCAGUGGACUCGGCGGCAUCCCAGUGCCAGCUCCUGAAAACCAAGCUAAUGGUGUCCAAAGGCAGCAGGGAGGGAUGGCUGAACUUCACUGAGCUGUACCUAAACCAAUCUGCUGACCAUUCCUGCAUCAAAACAAGGAUUCAAGACCCAAUGAUUAUCUUCUUUACCAGUGGAACUACAGGCUCUCCAAAGAUGACUCAACAUUCCCAGGGUAGUCUUGGUUUCAGACCCCUUUUAAGUGAAAGGUACUGGUUGGAUUUAACUCCCUCUCACAUGAUAUGGAACACUGCAGACACAGGAUGGAUACUAACUUCAAUAGCAUCUUUUUUUGAUCCUUGGGUUUUCGGAUCAUGCAUCUUUAUACAUAACCUACCACAGACCGACUCAGAAGUCAUCCUGAACACUCUCUGCAGAUUCCCAAUUGAUGCCCUGGUUGGUGCUCCAACACUGUUCCGCAUGCUGGUGCAAAAUGAUCUGUCCAAAUACAAAUUCAUGAAGCUGAAGUACUGCGUGAGUGGAGGGGAACCACUCAACCCAGAAGUCAUGGAGCAGUGGAAGAGCCAGACUGGGCUGGACAUCCAUGAAGUGUAUGGCCAGACUGAGAUGGGAGUAAUCUGCUCUGUUUUUAAAGGAAUGAAGAUUAAACCUGGAUCAAUGGGGAAAGCAGCUCCCCUUUAUGAUGUUCAGAUCAUAGACAAAAAUGCCAAUAUUCUGCCUCCAGGACAACAGGGGGAAAUUGCUGUCAGAAGCAAGCCUAUAAGGCCACUUGGUUUUUUCUCUGAAUAUUUAGAUAACCCUAAGAAAACUGCAGAAAGUGAACGUGGGGAUUUUUAUGUCACUGGAGACAGAGGGACUAUGGAUGAAGAGGGAUAUUUCCAGUUUAUUGGCAGAAACGAUGACAUCAUCAUUUCUUCAGGGUAUCGCAUUGGGCCAUUUGAAGUAGAAAGUGCCCUGAUAGAGCACCCAGCUGUGGUAGAAACAGCUGUUGUCAGCAGCCCAGACCCCCUCAGAGGAGAGGUCGUGAAAGCAUUUGUGGUUCUGUCCCCAACCUUUUCAUCCACUGACCUGAAAAGCUUAAUUCGUGACUUGCAGGACCAUGUCAAGAAAACUACUGCUCCAUAUAAAUACCCUAGAAAGGUGGAAUUUGUCAAAGAGCUGCCAAAGACAGUCACUGGGAAGAUCAAGAGGAAUGAAUUAAGAGACAAAGAGUGGGGACGGAUAUAGCAUUGUUUGGAAUUUAACAAAACUUCUUUCAUUCCAUUAGCACUAUGUACAUUUCACUACUAUAGCUGCCAUUAUUCUGAUCUCUUUUUGUUAAGUGCCUGAGCAUCAAAAAACUACAGGUAACAUCAAGAUGUGAUAUUUGUGCCUGCUUGCAGAGUUUCCAAUGUUAAUACCUGAGUGAAUUGUAUUAUUCUGGGUGAAAAAUAAAAUUUUCAGUAGACAA